UAUUUUUAAUACAAGUUAAGGGGAAGUAGGUAACUUGCGCGCGCAUUUCAUAGGUAUUCGCAACUUCGAAAUCUGUUCUAAGCUUUGUAGUAAAAGAACUUUCAUUCAUUUGGCGUCGAUAGUCACGUUAGAGAUCGCUUGCCGGGUAAACGCCGUGCAUAUCACGCCAUGGCUUUAUUUUGUCGUAUCGAAACGCAUUUUGAAUAAAAAUGUGGGUAGAUGUGAGCGGGCGGGAAAAACAAAAUUAUAAUUCACAAACUAAUGGAAGUUUUAUACCAGGCAAACCGUUGGAAUACCGUCCUGGGGAUAACUACGAGUUAGACCACACGCGACGGUACGAGAGACCACAGAGGGACGUGUACGACGGCAUGAGGCAACGGCAGACCGCGUAUAUGACGGGUUAUACGGGCUACGUUCCCGGGAUGAACUUCACUUACGGUAAAUCGUACGGACGCGCCGCAGACGACUGCAUGACGAAUUUCACCGAACAUCAACGCGAUCUGCGACGCAAGGCAGAUUUGAACAAGAGCUACGUGCGAUCCAGGAGCGCGCCGAAAAUGGAAACCGUGCACUCCCGGGACGAGAUACGACGCGAUCUUAGUAGAUUUAGGGAGAUUAAUAAGUACAAAGAAAACACAAUUUCACCGGAAUUCCCUCCGAUAGCUGGCUACACAGGCCACAUACCUCGAAUAAAGGGAUCCGAAGCAUCCCUCAGUCAGAGAUACCACUGCGCCGCGAAGCGUGGAUUGGAACUCAUUAGACUAGAGAGGGACAAACGAAAAGAACUAAUAAACGCCGACUCAAAUAUAAGAACGAUAUUAAAGGAGAAUGGAAAGAAAUAUUCUUAUUGGAAUUGGGGAUAGCACACGGGCAGAAGAAUGUUCUUUACAAAGGCCCGAUGAACAUUCUUCUGUAAUUGGCCAAGUCGGGCCUGUCUUGAAUUGAAUACGUCGUGUAAAUAGGAACGUAGAAUUCAACCGAAACUGAGAUAUGGUAUAUAAAAAACUAGCAGGGGUAAUCAAUAGGCGGUAACUUUAUCGAAGAAUUGUUGACUGGAUUUAUAUCGGUUUUAAUUUAGGCCGCUUUGAGACCGGCGAUGGGCUUUCUGACACAUACUUAUGUGACGGCCCAUGAGAUUGUGUCUGUUAUGAGAAGUGAUCUUUCGUGCUUUUUCCUUGUUUUGUGAUUUUAAAACCCUAAGAUCUAGUGAACCAUUCUAAUGUAUUAUGUAUUUAUAUCAGUCUGCUUUAAAGUCGACAUAUAGAAAUAUUUACAAGGCGUAUUCAAUGUAACGAAGCAGUAUUUAAAUUAUUUCGAUUAAAAAAAUUGUAAAGAAAUGUUCUAAGCAUCGAAGAUAAACUAAUUGUGCAUCGACAAAUACGGAAAAGGUUCGUAGCUUCUAGAAUAUAGAUGAAUUGAAGUAGCACAGGUUCAGAACUCAUUUCCUAUAUUGUAAAAUGAAGAAUACACUCGGUGACCGUAUUAUUUUUUAAGAACGACAAGAUGUUUAGAUUAAGAUUCCUAAAAUACAAAAAAUAUUAGAUAAUGAUAUUUUUUCUAGAUUAUAAUAAACUGCAGCGUCGACAAGAAAAUAUUAUUAGCAAGAGGCUAGAUUUUAGUGUAAAUGAACAGGUGCCUGUAAACAAUACAGUAAUGUAUAAUAAUAUGUAAGUUUCUUAGUUUAUUGAAUAACUUCUGCUGUGUAGUAAUAAAAUUAAAUAAAAUGUUAUCCCUAAUGUUUGAAGGAGGUGAAGCAUUAUUAAUACAAGUUGUUGUCAUUUAAAGAGAAUUAAUGGACACCUUCAAAUAACUGUAUACAACAGGAAGACAUAUCUUAACUUUGUAAUACCUACAUUUGGUCUUUAUCUGGGUAUACAUUAAUUUGAGGCUGACUGUACCUAAUAAUAAAAAAAUCUGCUACAUCGUUUUUUUUUUCAUGUCUCAAACGUUUUAUAAGCUAUCUAAUUAAAUUCAAGAGCUAACUACAAUAAAAAUAAAAUUAUCUCUAGCAUUGCAUAGGCAAUUUGUUACGAUGAUUUGCCGUUAUCUGUGUACAUUCUAGAAUCCUACUAACGCCAUCUAUCAUAAGCAAUCUAUGUAGAUUAUGGCGGGAAAAUGCCCGGGAGUAUUCAGACCUAAAUCAACAAACAUAAGUUGGCAUUGUUGAGCGACAUUUAACGCAUCAUUUUAAUUUUAAGUCACAUAUUGGGUGUUAUUUAUGAAAAAUCUACGACACCAGAAUAUUAGAUUUUUGGAAAGUUUCUCAUAAAGUACAUCCAACUACUCUAUUUUUCGUUAGUACUUAAGUACCAUCUUAUCAAUAAUAAUACAAUCUUCCACCUAUCGAUUUUUGCUGACUUAUGUUUGGUGGUUUAUAAAAGCAUUCGAAGAGUAUGUCAACCAUACUUCUAAUUUGUUAAUGCCAUUUCGUCUUAUUAAAUCCUA
Messenger RNA from Manduca sexta (tobacco hornworm), 2445 nucleotides. RefSeq names its product protein FAM166B. NCBI's taxonomy places the organism in Eukaryota, Metazoa, Arthropoda, Insecta, Lepidoptera, Sphingidae. The record is from RefSeq and is a predicted model, not a curated record.